GGCUUCUCUCUGACGGAGGCGAGGACGAUCAUCAGUUACGAGGGGCCCAACUCCGUGCUGGUGGCCACGACUGCCGUGCAUGGCCCCACCACACACUCGGGAGAGCCGCUGCAGUUCCGGCGGUGGACCCGCGGUGGGCGCCUGGAGGACAUGGAGGUUGUGCACGAGGGCAGCCGCGGCGACCUGGGCGCCUCCGCCCGCCGGGUGUUCGACAGGCUGGGGUUUGUCUACGACGUCUACGGCAGGACCCUGGGCGCCGCGGAGGCCGAGUGGCGGGUCCGCGUCGCGGGGAACCCCGGCCUGGAGGCCGCGGGCGAGGCCGAGGGCGCCGCGCCGCUCCAGAAGUUGCAGGUGCCCGCAGACGCGGAGAUCUACACAUUCGCGGACCAGCUGCUGGUCCUCCUGCACUCGGACUGGGGGGAGAUGGUGGACGGCACGCUGAUCGCGACCAGCCUGGCGGACAUGCUGGAGGACGAGGAGAUCGGCGGGUUCGAGGACGAGUGGGCCGAGUGGGUCACGCUCUUCGAGCCCACCGGCUCGAGGUGGCUGCGCGGUUUUGUGAAGACCAAGAGCUACAUCGUCCUGAACGUCCUCGACAACGUCAGGACCCCCGCUGUCUUUACCCGAGGUGGAGGACCGGGCUGAGCCCAGCCUCAACACGUUCACCAUCUUCCCUAUCGAUUCGGGGACGAUUUCUGGCUGCUGUCGGAGGGCUUCCUGGACCCGCCCGAGCUCGCCAGGGUGGCCGCCGGAAACCUGCGGAAGAGGAGGGGCGUCCUGGAGCAGCGGGACGAGCGCGCCGGCGGCCUGGCCCUCGAGGGCGUGGAGCCGGUGCAGCACUGGGUGCGGUCGGCGGACGGCGCCCGGGUGCCCUUCUUCCUCGUCGGGCCCAGGGGCUCCGGCGAGGA
This is a messenger RNA of Prorocentrum cordatum, 908 nucleotides long. The record is from the annotation of a GenBank genome assembly. Lineage: Eukaryota; Dinophyceae; Prorocentrales; Prorocentraceae.